AUGGUAACACGGACUUGCCGAAUAUGGAAUUUAUAUGGGCCAGCUGAAACAACUAUUGAUUGUGCAUUUCACCUUGUUGACAUUAGUGCUGAUACACAGAGCGUUCCAAUCGGACGUGCAUUACCUCGUUAUCGAUGCUUGAUUUUGGAUGAUUUCCUGCAAGCGGUUGUUAUCUCUCAGGAAGGUGCAUUAUAUGUCGGAGGUGUUGGUGUCUUUGCUGGUUAUCUGGAACGUGAAGAGUUGACUACAAGAGCACUUAUUGUAAUAGAUGAUGAAAUAUUCUAUAGAACGGGUGAUCUUGUUCGAAUGGAUAAAAAUGGUUUCCUUCAUUAUCAAGGAAGAAAAGAUCAUCAAAUUAAGUUGCAUGGACAGCGGAUUGAACUUGGAGAAAUCGAACAAUGUUUACUUAAUACAUUGAUCUCUGCUUGCGUUGUCAUCAAAUGGGAUGAUGAUCACUUGGUUUCUUAUGUUCAAAGCACUAACAUUGAUGUAGAAGAACUGCGUAAACAUUGUCAAUCUCAUCUUCCACCUCAUAUGAUACCAUCGAUAUUUGUCGUCUUGGAGAAACUUCCUAUAAAUGCAAAUGGAAAAAUAGAUCGAAAACUUCUUCCAGCACCUCAAUUUUCGUUGUUGACGAAUAUUGAUCAAACUGAUGUAAUUCCAUUGACACCACUGGAGGAACAUCUACAACGCAUAUUUAGUGAGGCAUUUCACAAUGAAUCACCAAACGUAAAUAUGCCGUUUGGACAGUUGGGUGGUACAUCACUCGAUGUUAUACGAGCACUCAUGCUCAUUCAACAAGAAAUAUGUACAAAGGUUGAUGUUGGCCUCUUAUUCGCCAACCCAUCGAUCCGACAGCUUGCACGAGUCAUUGAACCAUUACUUGUCACAUAUGCUGAUUCUUCUGUUACAACUUCUGCUUUACAAUUGCUUCAAGAAAAUCAAGAUCGAUCAAUGCCAUAA
Molecule: messenger RNA, 963 nt
Organism: Rotaria sordida
Lineage: Eukaryota; Metazoa; Rotifera; Eurotatoria; Philodinida; Philodinidae
Source: the annotation of a GenBank genome assembly